CAACACCCCGUGCGUGUGUUUCCCGCGAACAGCUAGCGCUCGCGCCGUGACGCUCGCUAGCUGUAUGCUAGUUCGUGCAGGAAGGUUCAGGACUCUGUCGUUAGGGUUAUCUUAAAAAUAAUACAGCGAAACAGACUUUCAACAUGGCGAAGCAAAGCUCGCUUUUUAAUUUCUUCACCAAGUCUCCGCCGCUGGUCUCCAAACCGAAACCGAGUCCCUCUCCGACCGAGGCAGACCUGCCCUCGUCUGUGGAGAAGUCCAACUCCUCUCCGAAGGAGCAAGCUAAGCAGACUCCGCAGCAGCCGAAGGACACCAACAAAGCCAAACAGAAAAGUAAGUCCAAGGCUGCGAGCGGAGGACUCAAGAAACUAUUUGGCGACAAGGCCCAAACAACCAAAGACAGCAGCCCUCCAUGCUUAUUCAGUGCUGGUGCCCUUGUGUGGGCAAAACUGGAAGGACACCCCUGGUGGCCAUGCAUGGUGGUACCCCAGCCUCUGACUGGGCAGCAGAUGCGGGGCCGUGGCCGGGACCAGCGCAUACAUGUUCAUUUCUUUGAUGAACCUCCAACGAGAGGCUGGGUCAGCUCUAAAUAUAUCAGAGAGUACCAAGGCUCUGACAGUAGUGAUGCCAAAACUGGAGGGGUCUUCUUCAGUAGCAAACCUGUAAUCCAUCGCGCAAUGGAGCUGGCUGAUGGAGUUAUGUUUGACAGCCCAGAAAAAAGAUUAAAGAUCCCUCUCUGCAGGGACCCAUCUGAUGAUGAAGAGGAGGAGGAUGAAGAAAUGGAGCUUGACAGCUCAGUAGUGACUGAUGAAGAGGUCAGUGAUAAUGAUGCAAACAAAAAUGAAGACGUGAAGCCAUCCAAAGUCAGUGUACGCUCAUCCCGCGCUUCAAAAGAAAAAGGAAGCAAACCUAAGCGUCGUCGCAUAAUUGUAGCCUCAGACAGUGACGGAUCAGACGAGGAGUUCAAACCAGAACAUGCUGCUUCUAGCAGUGAGGAUGAGGAGGAAGAAGGGGAGGCAAGUAGCGAGGAGGAAGAAGCGAGCACCCAAGAGUCAGAGGUAGAAAGCCCCAUCAAGCCUGCCAAGCGCAAACGUCCUGCAGAAAAGUCUGCUAAAAUAAAAACAAAGACACCCAUUGCCUCGUCUGUUGCGCCUAAACGAGCUCCGGCAGCAGUCACGGCUGACACAAAAUCUCGUUUGUCAGCCUUCUCUGCUCCCGAGAGCUUUGAGAGCCAGGCAAAUGGAUCAGGCUCCACUGGAGGUGCAACAGUUUGGGAUCAUGAGAAGCUGGAAUGGUUGCAGGACGGCAAAAGAAAAGAUGGCAAAAGGCGGCGACAGACAGAUGAUGACUAUGAUCCUAGCUCCUUGUAUGUGCCAGAAGACUUUCUAAACAAAGUCACUCCUGGUAUGCGUCGGUGGUGGCAGCUCAAAUCUGAGAUGUUCAAUACAGUGAUUUUCUACAAGGUGGGCAAGUUUUAUGAGCUGUACCAUAUGGAUGCUGUGAUUGGAGUCAAUGAGUUGGGACUGACAUUCAUGAAGGGGACUUGGGCACACUCUGGUUUUCCAGAGAUUGGCUUUGGACGUUUCUCAGAUGUUCUGGUCCAGAAAGGCUACAAGGUGGCUCGUGUGGAGCAGACGGAGACCCCAGAGAUGAUGGAGGCACGCUGUAAGACAUUGGUCAAGCCCACUAAAUUUGACCGUGUAGUGAGAAGAGAAGUGUGCAGGAUUAUCACACGUGGUACCCAAACCUACAGCGUGUUGGAUGGUGCUCCCUCAGAGAGUCAGAGCAAGUUCCUCCUGAGUUUAAAGGAAAAGGCUGAAGAGGAAAGCUCUGGUCGUUGCCGCACAUAUGGAGUCUGCUUCGUAGAUACAUCUGUGGGUUAUUUUCACAUCGGUCAGUUUUCAGACGAUCGUCACUGCUCACGCCUACGUACGCUCGUAGCACACUAUGCCCCCGCUGAGGUGCUCUUUGAGAAGGGGAACCCAUCUGUUGAAACUCGCAAAAUGCUCAAAGCCUCUCUGUCCUCUGCUCUGCAGGAAGGACUUAAUGCAGGAACACAGUUCUGGGAUGCUCAAAAGACUCUGAAAACCCUUUCAGAAGAAGAUUAUUUUAAAGAGAAUGCUGGCAAAGAACAGGGAACUGGGAGCAGCUUUCUCCCUGCUCUUCUAAAACAGAUGACCUCUGAGAGUGAUUCGCUGUGCCUUACUCCUAAGGAGGGCUAUGAACUAGCACUGUCAGCUUUGGGUGGAUGCAUAUUCUACCUGAAGAAAUGUCUGGUGGACCUAGAGCUGCUCUCCAUGGCCAACUUUGAGGAAUAUGUUCCCGUUGAUGUUGAGAUGGAGAAAGCAGCCGGCCCUGCCAGUUUCUUCGCCAAGACUCGUCAGCGUAUGGUGAUAGAUGGAGUGACUCUGGCAAACUUGGAAAUCUUUCAGAAUGGGUCAGGAGGAACAGAAGGAACACUGCUGGAGCGUUUGGACACCUGCUCUACUCCGUUUGGAAAGAGGCUUCUGAAACAGUGGCUGUGUGCUCCUCUGUGUAAUCCCACAUCCAUCAGGGACAGACUGGAUGCAGCGGAGGACCUGAUGGGAGCUCAGGCCCAGGCUACUGAGGUAUCAGACCUGCUGAAAAAGCUUCCAGAUCUGGAGCGGCUGCUGAGUAAAAUCCACAGUAUUGGCACACCUCUGAAGAGCCAGGACCACCCUGACAGCAGAGCAGUUCUCUAUGAGGAAGUCACGUACAGCAAGCGCAAGAUAGCAGACUUCCUCUCAGCACUGGAAGGUUUCAAAACGAUGCAGGACAUCAUUUCUGUCUUUGCUUCAGUUUCAGGUGAAUUUCAUUCCACAUUGCUCCGUCAAAUUAUUGGCCUGAAUAGUGAAAAGGAUGGCCUCUUUCCCGACCUCUCUGGUGAACUCAAACGUUGGGACACUGCCUUUGACCACCAGAAAGCCCGUAAUACUGGAGUGAUAACCCCCAAAGCUGGCUUCGACCCCGAAUACGACCAGGCUCUGACUGGAAUGAAGAACUGUGAACAGGAGCUGCAGGAUUACCUGGACAGACAGAAGAAGAGACUUGGCUGUAAAAGCAUGUCUUACUGGGGUACUGGGAAAAACCGCUAUCAGAUGGAGGUUCCUGACAGCGUCUCAGAGAGGAAUGUCCCGGGGGAGUAUGAGUUGAAGUCUACAAAGAAGGGCUGUAAGCGUUAUGUGACAAAGGAAACAGAACGACUGUUCUCAGAGCUGCAAGGAUAUGAGGAGAAGAGAGAUGCUGCACUCAAAGACUGUAUGAGGAGGCUCUUCUAUAACUUUGACAAGAACUACAGAGAAUGGAAGACUGCUGUGGAGUGCAUGGCAGUGCUUGAUGUGCUGCUGGCCUUGUCCCGCUACAGCCAGGGCGGAGACGGCCCAAUGACCAGGCCACAGGUCGCACUCCCUGAGGAUGACAACCAGGUUGCACCCUUCAUUGACCUUACAGGAUCCCGCCACCCCUGUGUCACCAAGACAUUUUUUGGUGACGACUUCAUUCCUAAUGACAUAUUCAUUGGCACCAGUGAAAAUGGUGAGGAUGACAGUUGUGCCUCCUGUGUCCUUGUCACGGGGCCAAACAUGGGUGGAAAGUCUACUCUCAUGAGACAGUGUGGACUUGUGAUCAUUCUAGCCCAGCUGGGUUGCUACGUUCCAGCUGAGAGCCUCCGCUUCACUCCAGUUGACAGGGUCUUCACUCGGCUGGGAGCCUCAGAUCGUAUCAUGGCUGGAGAAAGCACCUUCUUUGUGGAGCUGAGUGAGACUGCCAGCAUCCUGCACCAUGCCACUAAACACUCGCUUGUGCUUCUGGAUGAAUUAGGAAGGGGCACAGCCACAUAUGAUGGCACAGCAAUCGCCAGCGCUGUUGUAAAGGAGCUUGCUGAGAAGAUCUGCUGUCGCACUCUCUUCUCUACACAUUACCACUCCCUGGUGGAGGACUAUGCCAACAACCCUGCUGUGCGUUUGGGCCACAUGGCAUGCAUGGUGGAGAAUGAGUGUGAGGAUCCAAGUCAAGAGACCAUUACAUUCCUCUACAAGUUCAUCACAGGUGCUUGUCCUAAGAGUUAUGGAUUCAAUGCUGCUCGACUCGCCAACCUACCAGAGGAAGUUAUCCAGUCAGGACACAGGAAGGCCCGAGAGUUUGAGAAAAGCACCAUCAGCCUCAGACUUUUCAAGAAGCUCUGCCAGUUUGCUGAAGAUGCCACAUUGGACAGCACCCAUUUUACUUCCCUCAUUCAGCUGCUCAACACUCUGUAAUCUGUUAAGAAAGCUCAUUGUAUUUUUGUUUCCUUGUUACUUGAAAAAACACUACUGUCAUGAUCUAAUAAAGUUUAUUUAAAAAAAAUGACAAUGUUUCAUCUAGGAAA
Messenger RNA from Archocentrus centrarchus (flier cichlid), 4387 nucleotides. It is a transcript of the gene msh6, whose product is annotated as mutS homolog 6 (E. coli). Gene Ontology annotation, cellular component: nucleus; MutSalpha complex. The record is from RefSeq and is a predicted model, not a curated record. The transcript is spliced from 10 exons. The coding region runs from base 144 to 4277 and encodes 1377 amino acids. Gene Ontology annotation, biological process: mismatch repair. NCBI's taxonomy places the organism in Eukaryota, Metazoa, Chordata, Actinopteri, Cichliformes, Cichlidae. Gene Ontology annotation, molecular function: ATP-dependent DNA damage sensor activity; mismatched DNA binding; ATP binding.